This is a messenger RNA of Symbiodinium sp. CCMP2592, 1341 nucleotides long. The record is from the annotation of a GenBank genome assembly. Lineage: Eukaryota; Dinophyceae; Suessiales; Symbiodiniaceae.
AUGGCUCGUGCUUUUUUCCUGCCGGAGUGCCGUGCCUUCCCACGGCUGUCCUGCAGAUCAGGCCGUGCAGGCCUGAACCAUCAGAAUCGCCAGACGUCGUGGACCUGGCGGACUCGGGUGGCAUUGCAGCUGUCCUUGGGCUUUCGGGGCGCUUUGGCGUGCGCUGCUAGCAGCUGCGCGGCCAGGUUCUGCAGCAGGAUGGCACGUCCAGCCUUCGGCGUUGACAGCAGACGGCCCGUGUUUGUCGUCGGUAACGAAGCGGCCGACGUGGACUCGCUGGUGUCAGCGUACGUCAUGGCCCAGCUUCUCGAAAGUCCAGACGUGCAGGGUAUCGCUCUGGCGCAAAUUCCGCGAGAGGAGUUCCGAUUGCGAGGCGAUGCGCUGGCACUUUUCAAGGAGGCUGGCAGCAAGGUUCUGGCAGAUGGAAGCCCAGUUCAUCUCCACUUCUGGGAUGAGAUAGAUUGGUCUGCUGUGGACGGUCUCGAGGGAAGAUCUGUCGUGCUGACAGACCAUAACAAAAUGACUUCGCCAAUGGCCAGCCACUUUGAUGGGCGUGUAGAGUGGGUGCUUGACCAUCACGCUGGUGGUAUCCAGUAUCCUGAUGCUCGCAAUGACAUCGACGAGGGGUUGGGAUCGUGCUGUUCGCUUGUGACGGAGCAGCUUCUUCAGAGGAGCUCUGCGAAGUCCAGGGAACUGGUCACUUUGCUAGCGGGAGUCAUCCUGCUGGAUUGUCGAAACUUCGACGAGAAAGAAAAGAAAGGUACAGACAGGGAUCGAGCGGCUUUGGAGCAGCUCCAGGGCUUGGUUCCGAUGAAGGGGACCAAAGCUUGGUACAAGGAGCUCAUGCACGCAAGGAAAGACGUGUCGCAUUUGUCGGUACGGGACCUGAUGUUGCUAGAUACAAAGGUUGUAUGCUUGCGAGGGCUAAAUGUUGCCUUUGCGAGCAUCUUCGGCACGGUUCAAGAAAUUUCUGCCAAAGCGGGCGAAACAUCUUCCGUUGUGGAAGCUGCCCGGCUCUUGGCAAGAGACCGCGGCUACCAGGCUGUGGUUCUGCUUUUCAGCAAGGACAAGACAAACGGCAAAAAGGCACUGGCCUUCGUUCCUCUCGAAAAUCCCGAAGCACAGGAACUCUGCAAAGUCAUUGUGACGCGAAUGAUGGAAAGUCCAGGUGAGCUGCCAGAGGAUCUGCGCAAGAAUCCUCUUUACGAGACUCAGGGGCUUCUCGAGACCGGUUUCCAGCUGGAGCUUCUGAAGGAGAUGAGCCCUUUGCACGUUUACCACAUCAAGGGCGAGGUCUCCAGAAAAACCGUGCUGCCGAUGGCGACCUACGCUGCACUCUGA